AGGCUUCUUGCAGCCCCGUCCUUGCUUUGGGAUUGCGGUCUGAUGGAGGGCCGAGGUGCCCACCCUCGCUCCACCUGCUUCCUCGGUCCCAGCACCCGGGGACCUGCAGCUUCACCCUUCUGGCCCCACCAUGCCGAGGCCUGCCACUGGCCUCCUUUCCCUUUCUUGUUUUGAGUGUCGGUCUGUCCUGCAGCCCCCGCCCCCUCAGGGAGGCGCCUCAGGGCUGCCCGCCCCUCCGGCCUGGUUUCCUCAGGAAAAGCCCUGGGAGGAAGCAGGGAGGAGGUCGGGAGCUGUGGGGGCCAGAGUAACCCAGCCCUCCCUGCACGGCUGCCAUGGGGCUGCGGCUGCUGCUCCCACUGCUGCUGCUCUGGCCUCAGGGGACUCGGGGGUCCCAGCUGGACCCCAGUGGGCAGCACGUCUGUGUGGCCAGCAGCCCCUCUGCUGAGCUGCAGUGCUGCGCAGGCUGGAGGCAGAAAGACCAAGAAUGCAGCAUCCCCAUCUGUGAGGGGCCGGACGCCUGCCAGGAAGACGAGGUGUGUGUGAAGCCGGGCCUCUGUCGGUGCAAACCUGGGUUCUUUGGGGCCCACUGCAGCUCCCGCUGCCCGGGCCAGUACUGGGGCCCCGACUGCCGCGAGAGCUGUCCCUGCCACCCACACGGCCAGUGCGAGCCGGCCACAGGCGCGUGCCAGUGCCAAGCCGACCGCUGGGGCGCCCGCUGCGAGUUCGCGUGCGCGUGCGGCCCCCACGGCCGCUGCGACCCUGCCACUGGCGUGUGCCACUGCGAGCCGGGCUGGUGGUCGUCCACCUGCCGCCGCCCGUGCCAAUGCAACCCCGCAGCGGCGCGCUGUGAUCAGGCCACGGGCGCCUGCGUGUGCCAGCCGGGCUGGUGGGGCCGCCGCUGCAGCUUCCGCUGCGCCUGCCAUGGCUCCCCGUGCGAGCAGGACUUGGGCCGCUGCGCCUGCCGGCCGGGCUGGUGGGGCCCCAACUGCCGGCAGCAGUGCCAGUGCGAGCGCGGCCAAUGUAGCCCCGCCUCUGGCCAGUGCACCUGCCCGCCGGGCUUCCGCGGAGCGCGCUGCGAGCUGCCUUGCCAGGCCGGGAGCUACGGGGUGCAGUGCGGACUCAGCUGUGGCCACUGCAAACAUGAUGAGCCGUGCUCUCCAGACACGGGCAGCUGUGAGUCCUGCCAGCCAGGCUGGAAUGGGACCCAGUGCCAGCAGCCCUGCCCGCCUGGCACCUUUGGUGAGAGCUGCGGGCAGCAGUGCCCUCACUGCCGACAUGGGGAUGCCUGUCAGCCAGAUACCGGCCACUGUCAGCACUGCGACCCGGGCUGGCUGAGGCCCAGGUGUGAUGACCCCUGCCCCAUGGGCACCUUUGGGGAAGACUGUGGCUCUGCCUGCCCCACCUGUGUUCAGGGGGCAUGUGACGCUGUGACAGGGGAAUGUGUCUGCAGUGCCGGCUACUGGGGGCCCAGCUGCAAUGCCUCCUGCCCAGCUGGCUUCUAUGGAAACAACUGCUCGGUUCCCUGUGAAUGCCCAGAGGGACUCUGCCACCCUGUCUCUGGGUCCUGCCAGCCGGGCUCUCUCGGCCAUGCCGCCGCCCUCCUCGCGGGCAUCCUUGUGCCCCUGCUGCUGCUCUUCCUCGGCCUCGCCUGCUGUGCCUGCUGCUGCUGCUGGACCGCCCGCUCAGACCUCAAGGACAGGCCGGCGAGAGAUGGAACCACGGUGUCCAGGAUGAAGCUGCAGGUCUGGGGGACGCUGACCAGCCUGCGCUCCUCACUGCCGUGCGGCUCCCUCGGUGCCCACAAGCUCCCCUGGGUGACAGUCUCGCACCACGACCCGGACCUCCCCUUCAACCACAGCUUCAUCGAGCCGCCCUCCGCCGGCUGGGCCUCUGACGACUCCUUCUCAUCCGACUCUGAGCCUGCAGAGGCCGAUGAGGCUCCUGCCUACUGUGUGCCACCCCAGGAAGGGAUGGUCCCUGAGGCCCAGGCACAGUCGUUGGAGGCGAGCCUGGCUGGAGGUGUCUUCCCUCCCCCAGAGGACGCCUCCACGCCAUUCGCCAUCCCGCGCACCUCCAGCCUAGCUCGGGCCAAGCGGCCGUCCGUCUCCUUCGCCGAAGGUACCAAGUUUGCGCCUCAGACUCGCCGAAGCUCAGGGGAGCUCUCCAGCCCGCUCCGAAAGCCCAAGAGGCUCUCCCGGGGGGCACAGGCAGGUCCCGAGGGCCAGGAAGCCGAGGAGUCCACAGGCCCAGAGGAAGCAGAAGCGGGCGAGUCCCUUCCCACGGCUGCCAGCCCUGGGGAUUCAGCCACCAGCCACCGGCGGCCUCCACUGGGUGGCCUGACAGUGGCUGAGCAUGUGGAAGCCAUCGAGGGCAGCGUCCAGGAGGCCUCAGGUCCUGUGACCACAAUCUACGUGCUGGCAGGGACGCCCCAGGGAUCCGAAGGCCCCGUCCGGUCUGUCUUGCGCCAUUUUGGUGGCUUUCAGAAAGGCCAGACAGAACCCAAGGUCAAGAGGGCCAUCCCUAAGCCUCCACGCCAGGCCCUGAAUCGGAAAAAGGGCAGCCCCGGUGUGGCCUCUGUCAGCCAGAGCCCCAGCUCACCCCCAAAUGCCAGGCUCCCGGGGGCCACAGGCUCCCAGGCUCCAGCAGCCAAGCCAGAGGAAGUGGCCCAGGGGCUGGGGGCUGGCACGGAGAGUUCAGGGGGCACCCAGGAGCCAGUCUCUGGGGGAGGCUCCCCAGAACAGGAUCCCCAGAAGCAGGCUGAAGAGGAGAGGCAGGAGGAACCUGAGUACGAGAAUGUCAUGCCCAUCCCCAGGCUACCAGAGCCCUGAUAACCUUCAAUCUGGGGAGUGGGAAGACUGGAGGUGACAAGAGGGGGCACCAGAACUGCCCAUGGACUAGACUGUGCUGUGUGCUGGAAACGGUCCCAGGGCCAGGACAGACAUCCCAGAGCCUCUGUCCUUCCACAGGGAAAAGGCAGGGUUCGAGGCCAGCUGGCUCAGGGCCCUGGCGGUGCUCCCGGAGGGGGCUGGGGAGACCGGGGGCCGAGACCCUGAGGGAGGGUCAGGGAGGGAUGGCUGCAGGGACUUCUCCUCUGCCGUCCUGCACCCGGCCAGCCGCAGAAGGGCUAUUCUUUCUUUCAUGUGCAAAACAUUUUUCUGAACUGGGAAACAACCUAAAUGUUUGCUGAUAAAAGAUUGGCUAAACAAAUAUUUCUUAUGAUAAAUGACUAUACAACCACUAAAAAUCACGUCGUGCAAGAAUA
This is a messenger RNA of Cebus imitator (Panamanian white-faced capuchin), 3262 nucleotides long. RefSeq names its product scavenger receptor class F member 1 (gene SCARF1). The coding region runs from base 333 to 2828 and encodes 831 amino acids. Lineage: Eukaryota; Metazoa; Chordata; Mammalia; Primates; Cebidae. The record is from RefSeq and is a predicted model, not a curated record. Gene Ontology annotation, molecular function: scavenger receptor activity. The transcript has 11 exons.